Mangifera indica (mango) is the source of this 1026-nucleotide messenger RNA. Its product is annotated as probable disease resistance protein At5g63020. The coding region runs from base 1 to 1026 and encodes 341 amino acids. Lineage: Eukaryota; Viridiplantae; Streptophyta; Magnoliopsida; Sapindales; Anacardiaceae. Gene Ontology annotation, molecular function: ADP binding. Gene Ontology annotation, biological process: defense response to other organism. The transcript has 2 exons. The record is from RefSeq and is a predicted model, not a curated record.
AUGAAUCAUCUCCACCAAGCAAUGAAGGGAUCUAAAAUGUUUGAAUUUCUUUUCUUGAUAGUUGUAGGCAGAAAAAGAGAUGGAAGAUACAUACAACAAGAACUACUAAAGCGCUUACAAAUCAAACCGAAAAAGUUCAGUGAUGAAGAAAGAAAGAGCAUUAUUCAUGAACAGCUGAAGAACAGGAGCUAUUUAUUGUUACUUGAUGAAGUAUUUUCCAAGAUUGAUUUGGAACAAAUUGGCAUUAAUGAUGAACAUAAAGGAAAGAUUGUCUUUGCCUCCAGGUAUUUAGAUGUUUGUGAGCAGGCAGAUGAACAAAUUGAAGUAAAGAGAUUGUCAGACAUGGAUGCACAAAAUAUGUUUUGGGAGAAAGUGGGCAUGCAUUUGAAGGAUAAUCCACACAUCAAGAGAGAGGCAAAAUUGAUUAUCAAGUUCUGCAGUGGCAAUCCACACUUGAUAAAGUUGAUAGGAAACCACCUGGCAACUAAAGCGAGAGUUCCUACAACAAGUGGGACAGAUCCUGCAAUAUGGCGGAACACAUUGCAUGAAUUAAGAUCACCAACUGGGGAACCAAAACAAGAUUUGGAAGAAGUUUACAAGUCCCUUGAACUUGAAGUCGACAGGCUACAACCAGAUGAGAAGUCUUGUUUUUUAUAUUUGGCUAUAUUUCCAACUGGUCAUGAACUUCAUCGGGAUUACAUAAUUGAGUGUUGGAGAGCAGAACAGUUUUUGAAGCGCUUCGAAAAGCUUGGGGAGGCACGUGAUCGUGGGAAUGAGAUUGUUAGGGCAAGGGUCUAUGUAAGGAACAGGAGCAAGAAGAAGGGGACAGCAAGAGAGGUCCCUGGGGACCAGCAGACUGGAGCAGAAGCCAUAGGCCAACUUCAGCUGAAAACAAAAACAGCUAGCGUGCGCCAGAAGCCAGAGGAAACUAUAAAGGUACCCAAAGCUGAUGUGGCAAGGGAAGAGCGGGAAAGCAACAUUGAGGAGCUUGAUAUAAAAGGAGAGGAGGAAAGAAAUGGAGGCUAG